This is a messenger RNA of Ustilaginoidea virens, 1953 nucleotides long. RefSeq lists its product as uncharacterized. Gene Ontology annotation, cellular component: nucleus. Lineage: Eukaryota; Fungi; Ascomycota; Sordariomycetes; Hypocreales; Clavicipitaceae. Bases 1 to 1953 code for a protein of 650 amino acids. Gene Ontology annotation, molecular function: DNA-binding transcription factor activity, RNA polymerase II-specific; DNA binding; zinc ion binding. The record is from RefSeq and is a predicted model, not a curated record. The transcript has 5 exons. Gene Ontology annotation, biological process: DNA-templated transcription; regulation of DNA-templated transcription.
AUGGCGUAUGCCGCGACAACGAGGCAGCAACCCGGUUUGGCGUGCGAGGAAUGCCGCAGGAGAAAGGCUCGAUGCGACCGCGUACGUCCACAGUGCGGCAUUUGCGCCGAGGCGGGACACAAGUGCGUCGUCGUCGAGAAAAGAUCGCAGCGAGGUCCCAAAAAGGGGCAGCUAAAGGAUUUGCGAUCACGAGUGGCCGUCUUGGAGCGGCGUCUUGUCAGCCAAGCCCAGGCCGCAUCUGAGGCUGAUGUUCCCCCUCUAGGCCGCAACGAUGUGACGCCCGAAAGAGACAUUUUGGACGAGCCAGUAUGCUUUUCCAGCGCCGGAACGGACAUUGGCGUCGACGCCCUGCGCAUGCUUGAAUUCUCCUGCAACGAGCAAUUAUCAGGAACGCCGGAAAUCCCGUUGAUACAUGACACGUGUGGAAUCUACAAGGACCCUUGGAACGGCUGCAACGGCGGCCUAGCAUCACCUUAUCCGCUUCUGUUCACCACGAACAGCAUGCAGCCGUCGCCUUUAAAUACACACUCACCACAGGCAAUUGGAGACGGAGAGUUGGACAUGUCGGAUUUGGUGCAAGCCGAACUCGAUUUGCUGUACUUUGAGAGGGUGCACCACUUCGCCCCCAUGAUCCACAAGCGGCGGUAUCUUGCAUGGGCAGGGGACGAGAAGCCCUCGCCCGCAAAGGCCUGCUUGCGCCUGGCGAUGCGGACUGUUUCCGCAUCCAUGUCUGCCCAGCUUGGCAGCUUGAGCGACGUGCUGUACGCCACGACACGCCGGCUCUUGGAGACGCUGGAUGCUCGCGGCGAGAGCGGCAGCUUGCCCUGGAUCACCAUCCUCGACAGCCAGCAGGAGCAGGUGGAGCUUGAGCGCAUCCAGGCCUGGCUCUUGCUGGCGUAUUAUGAGAUCCUCCGCAAGACGGAGCACCAGGCCCUGCUGACGGCCGAACGGGCCUUUCGGCUCCUGCAGCUUUCCGGCCUCUUCAACGUGGAUGCCCGCGGUAUCGACAGCAGCACAGCCAGCACCUGCUCGCCUUCAUCGUCUCCGUCAAGGGCAUUCUCAUCCGCACCAUCUCCGGCAGCCGCAUCACCCGAAGACAGCUGGAUAGAGGUGGAGGAAAAGAGGCGUACCCUGUGGACCGCCUUCGUGCUGGAUCGCCUGUCUACCAUGCUGAACAAUCAGCCGUUGAGGCUUCACGAGGAAAUAAUCCGGACUCGCCUUCCAAUGCCAGAGGCAGAGUUCCAAGACGGCCACCAGCCUGCCUGCAUGAAUUUUUUGCAUCAAGUCAUGGGAAACGGCGACGCGUGCGCCACGUUGCCGCCAUUCGCAGAAUGUGUCGUCCUGACCAAUCUCUUUAGCAGAUGUGUUGCCCAUCGCCGUCUGACGCAAUCCGUUCCUCUGUGCGCAUCCGACUCGGAGUCUCGUGAUUUUUGGGCUCGGCAUGGAUGGCUUGCGACCACGGCGGCUUCUGCAACCACACGGCAACUCCGCGCGCGGGGUGCCCCUGCCUCUGACUGCUGGGGCUCCUUCUCCCCGAAAUGCGACCUGACGAUUUGGUUUAACCUUUUGCUGGGCUAUAGCGCGUCGGUGUCGCUUAGCGAAACGGCCGAGACUAAUCCGUGGCUGACGCUGGAGGACCACCUCACGGUCGUGUCGUAUAGACAGAUCGCUUACGAGGCUGCAUGUGAGGUGGCUGUUCUCGUCAAGACGGCGCCUCGAAUGGCUUUUCUCAAGGUGCAUCCGUUUCUUCCCAACGUCAUUUCGAUGGUGGCCAACUUUGCAAUCACGGCGAUGCCGAGUCUUCUCGCUUCAGAGGAAGAACAACACGACCAUGUGCAGAAUUUGGUGGAGGCCCUGCGGCAUCUCGGCGCCAUGAACAAUUUGGCUCGAGAAUCCCUGUUCAAACUAGAAGCAGAAAUAACUAGUGGCAACUUGACGGCAGAUGGCUCUUGA